Symbiodinium pilosum is the source of this 2423-nucleotide messenger RNA. NCBI's taxonomy places the organism in Eukaryota, Dinophyceae, Suessiales, Symbiodiniaceae. The record is from the annotation of a GenBank genome assembly.
GUGUGCAUGCAAUUUCGCGAUCAGGCACUUACAAAGAGAAGCUUUGCAUCCCUUGUUGGUCAUUGGCGGUGGAGUUCAGCGCGAACCAAGGCCGUCAAGCAGGUUGUUGACCGGUGGGUGCUUGCACAACAUCAGACUCGCGUUCGGCAAGCCCUUGGCGUUUGGAGGCUUCGCGGUGCGAAGGGCGCACUUCGUCGCCGAGGUGCGAAAGCGCUUGGCCUCUUCUUGACAGCAUCGCGCCUGAGACGAUGGCUCAAUGCUUGGAGCAGCAUCGUCUCUCAGGAAAGGAGGAGAUCGCAGGGCUUGGCAACAAUCGAGAGCAGGAAGCGCAUCGUGCUCGGGAGCAAGUCUUGCAAAGUCUGGCGACAUGCUGCUCGGCGCAGCAUCGCUGCAAGAUCCGUGGCAGAAUUCCUGCAAGACUUUCGAGUACGGAACAUCAUCCACAGAUGGGCCAGCCAGUGGAAAGCAGAUGGGUACCGGUCCAUGAGGCUGCGUUCAGCCGCAUGGAGAGGUCUCCAGCUUGAGUCAAGGAGAGUCAAAGCAGGGUGUGCUGUACAAAGACGAGGCUACACCUACAUGCUCAGAUCCGCCUGGAAGCGGUGGAGCACUGCGAAUUCGUUGAAGAACUGCGAUGCUAUCUGCCAGCAGAGGGCAAAGAUGCGACGCCUUGUCGUUACCCUGCGAAGCUGGAAGAAUUUGAAAGCGGCCAAAGUUUUCGCCGCCCGCAGCACCUUGCUGCAUGCCUUCCGGAUAUGGAGUGAGAUUGUAGGUCACCUACGCAGCGAGCGGGGUGCCAGAGAGCUGAUGGUUACGGCAGUCAGUGAUGGGCCUUCUGCCUGGUGGCAGAGGUGCUGCGAGCGCCUGCAAAAGCGGUUGUUCCUGCUCUGGGGCCAGGUAGCACGGGGAAAGAGGAGGCACAGGCGCAAGAUCACGGAGGCCAAAGAAGCCGUCCGAAAAGUGGAAGUAACGCAGGCAUUGUGGUUCUGGCACGGGCAUGCCAGAGAGAUGGCUGCGAGAGAGGACCACAUUCACCGGGCUUCCAUGGCCCUGAUGGCCAUGGUCUCAGCUUCGAGAUGGGCUCGGGCACACGACCUUUUAGUUCGCUGGUUUGUACGAGCGAAGGCGAAGAGGAUCAAGUGCGCAGAAGCCGACUUGAGUGAUGAAGUGCCUUCUGCCAUUAGUCUCAAAGAUGGUUCGGGCAUCUCCGAGCCAACUGCUGUGAGCACCCCCAGGCGAGAAGGCCUGAGGUCGCCGAGCCGACCGCCGGUCUCGGUCUCGUUUUCAAAGCCUUCCCCGAGUGCCUCAGCACCUUCGAGGCAAGCCCAUGCCUCUGCGUGUCUCUCGAAUGGGCAGAGUCUGGGUCGUGGAGCGGGAGAAGCCCUUCGGGGACAAGAUGCGCCCGUCGAGGAUGCGAGAAGAUUGCCGGCGUCGCCUGUUCUGAGCCGUUGGCUGAAGCUCGUCAUGUCGCUUUGGUUGACCGAUGCAGCCGCCCUCUCUGUCCUUCGGUGGGCCUGCUCCGCGUGGCGUGGAGUGCACCUGCAGGUGAAGCUGUACCAUCUUCGGUGGUGGGCUUUCGUGCUGAAGACUCGCAAGUUGAGGAAGCACGACAUCAAGCGCGAUCUAAAGCGAUUGCGUGCCACGUUCAAGGCGUGGUUCGAGGCAGUGGCGGAGCAGCUCCAAGAGGCUGUUGCUGUGGCAGAAGCGGAACUCCUGGCAUUCAGAGCUCUGAGCGACGCGCCGGAGGAGACCUCCAUCCCUUUUGCGGAGCCGGUCACCAUGGCAGCGAUGUUCGAGCCUUUGCACUGUAUCCUCCGCAGCUUGCGCGAUGCUAUGCACAAGCAGGCUCGCAACGAUAGGUGUUUCGUGGGCGGACGCGGCGCUGAGGUGAGCCCAUCACCCAGACUGCGAGGUCCUGGACUGACAAACACAGCAGGCGCUCCGUCGGGAAGCUCCCGACAGUUCUGGUGCCUCGUGCCGGCUUCUGCAGCCGCGGUCUCUGGCCUUGCAGCCCUGCGCGCGCAACGCAAACCAGCGGCCCGGCGCUCGCAAAUCAUUCGCCGCGCAGAUGGCUUGGCGGACUGUCCAUAUGCUCUGUACGGUCCGAAAGACGUAGACAUCGCGAAAGAGCGGCAAGAGCUCCAGGCGCCUAGUGGCCCUAUGGAGAUCAAAAUGCCCGACGAGCUGAAAGGCGACCUUGAGGGCCAGCGGAAGUUCUUCUCGUCCAACCUGCCGCAGAUCUACAAGGAUCUGAAGACACAUGGUGCCGUUGUCUUUCGUGGUUUCGAGAUCUCCAAAGAUAAAGAAACCUUUGGCCAGGUGGGCAAAGCCUUGGAGCUCGAUCCCUGCGAGGAUCCGCUUCACUCUGUUGCUGCCCGGGAUGCGGUCGACAAAAAGGCUGGCGUCUAUGAGGCUGUCAACAAGCC